Drosophila grimshawi is the source of this 4608-nucleotide messenger RNA. It is a transcript of the gene DCTN1-p150, whose product is annotated as dynactin subunit 1. The record is from RefSeq and is a predicted model, not a curated record. The transcript has 4 exons. Gene Ontology annotation, cellular component: axon; kinetochore; microtubule associated complex. The coding region runs from base 204 to 3938 and encodes 1244 amino acids. NCBI's taxonomy places the organism in Eukaryota, Metazoa, Arthropoda, Insecta, Diptera, Drosophilidae. Gene Ontology annotation, biological process: establishment of mitotic spindle orientation; nuclear migration.
GUUUAUGUCAGAAAAUUGGCAAACUUCGAAUUUAUUUACGAGAUUUUCUUUGCAAAUAGCACAAAGCAUUUGCAUUUGCUGCCAGAUUCUAGCUGGUGUUGGCCAUUUUUGAAAGCUGGACGUGACUGCAGCAGGUGCAAAGAGAAGAAUCAGACUUUCAUAACGCACACAAGCACAAACCUGGCCGAAACGUCGUCAUCGUCAUGUCGGAGAAGAACAUAAAAGUGGGCGCCCGGGUCGAAUUGACCGGUAAGGAGCUGUUCGGCACGAUCGCCUACGUUGGCAUGACCAGCUUUGCCGUUGGCAAGUGGGUGGGCGUGGUGCUGGACGAGCCGAAGGGCAAAAAUAGUGGCUCCAUUAAGGGUCACCAAUACUUUCAGUGUGACGAGAAUUGCGGCAUGUUCGUGCGGCCGACACAGCUGCGAGUAAUAACUCCAGCUCCUGGCGAUUCGGUCGGUGCAUCGGGCAGCGCCACGCCUACAGUCCAACCCACAAAGGCACGGCUUAGCAGUUCACGCAACUCACUUUCAUCCAGUCGCCAGUCAUUGCUAGGCUCACGCACACAGCUAACAACAUCGUUGAGCGAGCGUACUGGAUCCAGCAGCAGCUUGGCCGCACGCAAAUCGCUGGCACCGCAGAGUAGCAAGGAUAAGGUUGCCUCCAGCACUGGCUCACUGGCUGUUGAAGGUGGUCCGGGCGUAGCAUCGGCUAUCGGAUCUAAGCGUGCAUCGUUCGUGGAAACUGGCUUCCUUGAGAUACUGAAGCCGCAGUUUACGCCAUCGCAGCCGAUGCGUUCGCCUUCAUUUACAACGCCGCCAACCGGUACGUCGACGACAGAUGACAAAGUCGCAUUGCUGGAGGCGCAAAAGACGAGCGCCGAGCUGCAGACGCAGCUGGCGGAUGCUACCGAAAAACUGGAGACGCUCAAGCAACGUCGCAACGAAGACAAAGAGCGUCUGCGUGAAUUCGAUAAAAUGAAAAUCCAAUUCGAGCAGCAGCAAGAGUUUCGGACCAAAAUCAUGGCUUCCCAGGCCAUUAUGAAAAAGGAGCUGCAACGUGCCAAGCAGGAGGCAAAGGACGCCAUCGAGGCCAAGGAGCAGCACGCCCAGGAAAUGGCGGAACUCUCCGACAACGUUGAAAUGAUUACGCUCGACAAGGAAAUGGCCGAGGAAAAGGCCGACACACUACAAUUGGAAUUGGAGUCGAGCAAAGAGCGCAUCGAAGAGCUGCAAGUGGAUCUUGAUCUGCUCCGUUCCGAAAUGCAAAACAAGGCCGAGUCCAACAUCCCUGCCGCCGAUGGCGGCAUGUCCACCUACGAGUUCAAGCAGCUUGAGCAGCAAAACAUACGCCUCAAGGAGACGCUGGUGCGUCUACGAGAUCUGACCGCACACGACAAACAUGACAUACAAAAGCUAACCAAGGAGCUGGAAAUGAAACGCUCCGAGGUUGCUGAACUGGAACGCACCAAGGAGAAACUCAGCUCCAAAAUUGAUGAACUGGAGGCCACAGUCGCCGACUUGCAGGAACAAGUGGAUGCUGCACUGGGCGCCGAGGAGAUGGUCGAACAACUGGCCGAAAAGAAAAUGGAGCUGGAGGACAAAGUGAAGCUGCUGGAGGAGGAAAUAUCACAGCUCGAAGCGCUCGAGGAAGUGCACGAACAGCUUGUGGAGAGCAAUCAUGAACUAGAGUUGGAUUUGCGCGAGGAACUCGAUCUGGCGAACGGAGCCAAGAAGGAGAUGCUUCGCGAACGUGACGCUGCCAUUGAGACAAUAUACGAUCGCGACCAGACCAUCACGAAGUUCCGUGAGCUCGUCCAAAAGCUGAACGAACAGCUAAUCGAGCUGCGCGAGCGCAGCUCCAAUAAUGACCUGAAAUCUCUACAGGAUCCCAGCCUCAAGCUGGCCACCGAGACGAUCGACUACAAGCAAAUGUUCGCUGAAUCGAAGGCCUACACACGCGCCAUCGAUGUCCAGCUGCGCCAGAUUGAGCUGAGCCAGGCCAACGAGCAUGUCCACAUGCUGACUGCCUUCAUGCCCGAAUCGUUUAUGAAUCGUGGCGGUGAUCAUGACUCCAUCCUGGUCGUACUGCUCAUCUCGCGCAUUGUCUUCAAGUGUGGCAUUAUUGUCUCUCAGACACGCGAACGCUUCCCCGCCGUCGAGUUGGUCACCCGCGAGGCGGUCACCCAGGGUCAUGCGGUGCAGCAGUAUACAUUCAAGUGCCGUUUGAUGCAUUAUGUCCACAAUCUACAGUGUGCGCUGCAUCAGAUCCUUUAUGGCCUGAACAGCUGUCAACCGGAUACGUUGCUGCGUGCUGGCAGCUCACUGCCAGAGAUGGUGGCACAGGAGAAGAUCGUCGAUGGCAUUAUUGAGCUGUUGAAAUCCAAUCAACUGGACGAGAACAGCACCACGGACAACAUUGAGAAGUGUGUGGCGUUCUUCAAUGCAAUGAAUUCGGUGCUGCUGGCCGGCGAGCAACUGCUGAACGAGACGCAAAUGAUACGCGAUUGUGUUGCCUCGUUGGGUGCUGCGUGCGAGUCCAUAUUGAAUGACACUGCCAUUGCCAAGGUGAUUAUACAGGAGGCGGGCGCCACCAGUGAUUCAAUGCUGCUCAUCCAGUUCCUCAAUGAGCACAUGGAGAGCAUCAAGCAGCAGGUGAAGCUGAUCAAGCGUCGUCUGCCCAACGAUCAGCAUGUGAUCAAGUGCGGCCUUUCGCCCCACAAAAUGGAUGCGAUGCGUGCGCUUGCGCAGCACAUCAGUCGCAUCAUGUCCGCCAUGCAUUUGGCCACCAAACAGGCGCUGGCUGCCAUUGUGGCCAAUAUUGAGAGCGAUAAUGCGGCGGAGCAUACGCUGCCCCAGGACAAAUUCUGGUCGCUAUUGUCGGCGGCCUGCGAGCGCAUCUACGAGCAGGAUGAUCGCGGUCCGACGCAAAACUUCAAGGCAUUAUUGGGUCAGGCCAAUACGGAUUUGCAGCACAUUGCACAGCAUCUGUUGGACAAGGAGUAUGAGAUUAUGUCGGCGGCGGGUGCAGCUCCACGAGCGCCAUCACUGAAUACGCCGAUCAAUCAGCGGGCGCAGCUGAUAAAGAAACAGCUGGAGCAGAAGAAUGUGCUCGCCGCAACGCUGGAGAAUCGGGAGGCGGACAUUAAACAGCUCAAACUGGCGGCCAAAAUGAAACUGAAUGAGCUGAGCGAAAUGCAAAUACGCAAAGAUCUCGCCGAGAAAAAACUGAGCGUGCUCCAGGAUGAGUACGAGCAUGCGGUUGGCAAAUGGAAGCUACAGUACGAAGAGACGCACAAGAAGCUGCAGCUAAAGGAGAAGGAAUUCGAGGAGACCAUGGAUCAUCUGCAGAGCGACAUCGAUGCGCUCGAGAGCGAGAAGAGCGAUCUGCGCGACAAACUCAAGCUGAACACCAGCGGUGUCAAGAGUCAAACAUCCGAUUCGCACUCCUCCCUGCACAAUCUCUCGGCAACUGGCACAGGCAGUGCCAAUGUUAGCUACACGGCGCCUGCCGGCACUGCUCCUUUGGUUGCCGAGGAGCUGCAGCUGCUCAAGUGUGCUUUCAACAAUGAGCGCAACGAGCGGUUGCGCCUGCAGGCACAGGAUAUGCGCGCCAAGCUGCAACAAUUUGAGCCAAUCUACGUGCCACAGCCACAGGAUCAGCGCAUCUGUGCCCUCGAGUCGCAGCUGACCAAAAUGAAGCAUGCCUGGGUGCUAUCACUGCUGCAGGUGCAGGCCAAAUCGAGUGAUGUCAAUGUCAACACGGUGGCAAUGCAGCGACGCAAUCAGCCGUUGCCCCAAAAGGCAGAGAUCUGCACGCGUGCAUCACGCCUCGCCUCGGACAUAUUGACGGAGUAUCUGCAGCGAAAGCCGCAUCGUGCAGCAACUGGCGAGUUUGCUGCCUUUCCCACCGUUGAUGUGAAGCGAGUGCUGCAGAUUUAACGUGGAUCGUUGGGCGGGGCAAUAACUAGGCUAGAUUAUUAUUUAUAUGGCUAGCACAAAGGUUCUUUUCUUUAGAAAGGGAAGAAGGUUUUCCAAAUGGUUUGGUUUCAUUGCAAUCAUUUGGAAUAGAACAUACUUAUGCUUCUCUGGAUAAUCAGCUUAACCCAAUCCUCAUCCUAACACUAACACCUACUAAUCAUCUAUCUUUUGCUGGUCCUCCUUCCUCAGUAUAUACCCUUUAUGCUGACCGCUACAUUGCUGCCGGUAAUUGUGUAUGGCCUUUGGCUGUGUUUUCCCAACGGCGCCCGAUUUCUGUGGAACAUGGAAUGUCCCCUUGGUUGGCUUCAUUCAAUGCUUUAGAUGCGUGUAGUUCUUUUUAUAUAUACAUAUAUUUUUAAAUAUUUAAUUUUUGUCUGUAUAAUAAUAAUGUAUGUGAAAACUAUGUAACUGUGUAUCUCUAACAAGGCCUGUAAUGAAAUCAACUCAAGCGAACAUUUUUUGAUACAUUAUCUAUCUAUGAAGCGAGAAUGAUGUGAAUAAAAGACACUCAAAAAUACCACUUUAUAUUUAACAAAACAAGAGCAAAUAAAAUUUGCAAAUGAGAAUAUGCAUAAACAUAUAUAUUGAUUAAUAAACAAGUAUAUUUUCCAAAUGUUGCUUAACAAAUAAA